Messenger RNA from Leptonychotes weddellii (Weddell seal), 2267 nucleotides. NCBI's taxonomy places the organism in Eukaryota, Metazoa, Chordata, Mammalia, Carnivora, Phocidae. The record is from RefSeq and is a predicted model, not a curated record.
GGUGCAUUUUCCCAGUUCCCUUUUAAAUGACUGCGGAAAAACAGACUCUCGGAGCCGCAAAUGGGGAAGACGGAUUCUCAGACAAGGCUUGCGGAUGCCCCGCAGCCAUCAUUUAACUGCGCCCGCAGAGCAGUUACGGUUUGUCACCCGAGCCUCCAGGAUCGCCUCGUUUGUCCCUAGUGAGACCCCGAGGCUCUGCACGCGCCGGGCUUGUCGGUAGCUGGAUGCUUGUCUUGCUCUGGGCAGCGCGGGCGCAGGGCACGCGUUCGCGCACACCCGCGCACACACGAAAUCGCGCAAGAGCUGAACCGAGCCCGGUUUCCAUUUCAAAAAAGGAGACAGCCUCUACUGCGACGAUAGAAGAGACAGCGGUGUGAAGUAGGGACUGAGAGGCGUCGAGCGGUGGAACGGUCCAUCUCGGAGACUAAUUUUCUGGAGUUUCUGCCCCUGCUCUGCGUCAGCCCUCACGUCACUUCGCCAGCAGUAGCAGAGGCGGCGGCGGCGGCGGCGGCGGCUCCCGGAAUUGGGUUGGAGCAGGAGCCUCGCUCGCUCCUUCGCUCGCGCUCUCCGCGCUCAGUGCCCGGCGGCAGGAGGAGCCUGCACCCAGGCGCCGCGGGCGGGCGGUAGGCGCCGGAGCCCGGCCCCGAGGUGCGUCCCGGAUCCCAGUGCGCGUCUAGCAAGGAGCCUGCGUCCCGGGGAGUGCCGGCAGCGCCGCGGGCCGGUGCUCGGCGCGCCGGGCCAUGCAGCGGCGGCCGCGGCGGAGCUCCGAGCGGCGGUAGCGCCCCCUGUGAGGCGGCCCGAGAUGCCCCGGCCACUGUGAACGGUGCCGCCCGCCAGGACACGCUCAGCCCCGGACACGCUCGGCUCUGCGCGCCCGCGACAGGCACCGGGGCGAGGGAGCGGCGAGCGCGGCACAGGCCGCCCAAGCAGGGGCAGGGGAGGCCGGCCGGUGCAGCGCGCCGACACGUACUCAGUCCGACUCGGGCUGGCACUGGCGGCUAGGGAUGUCGUCCUGGACGAGGUGGCAUGGACCCGCCAUGGCGCGGCUCUGGGGCUUCUGCUGGCUGGCUGUGGGCUUCUGGAGGGCCGCUCUCGCCUGUCCCACGUCCUGCAAAUGCAGCGCCUCUCGGAUCUGGUGCAGCGACCCUUCUCCGGGCAUCGUGGCGUUUCCGAGGUUGGAGCCUAACAGUGCAGACCCUGAGAACAUCACCGAAAUCUACAUCGCCAAUCAGAAAAGGUUGGAAAUCAUCAACGAAGAUGACGUUGAAGCUUAUGCAGGACUGAAAAAUCUGACAAUCGUGGAUUCUGGAUUAAAAUUUGUGGCUCAUAAAGCGUUUCUGAAAAACAGCAACUUACAGCACAUCAAUUUUACCCGAAAUAAACUGAUGAGCUUGUCUAGGAAACAUUUUCGUCACCUUGACUUGUCUGAGCUGAUCCUGGUGGGCAAUCCAUUUACAUGCUCCUGUGACAUUAUGUGGAUCAAGACUCUUCAGGAGACUAAAUCCAGCCCAGAAACUCAGGAUUUGUACUGCCUAAAUGAAAACAGCAAGAAUAUUCCCCUGGCAAACCUGCAGAUACCUAAUUGUGGUUUGCCAUCAGCAAAUUUGGCUGCACCCAACCUCACUGUGGAGGAGGGAAAGUCUAUCACAUUAUCUUGUAGCGUUGCAGGCGAUCCAGUUCCGAAUUUGUACUGGGAUGUCGGUAAUCUGGUUUCCAAACAUAUGAAUGAAACAAGCCACACACAGGGCUCCUUAAGGAUAACUAACAUUUCAUCUGAUGACAGUGGAAAGCAAAUCUCCUGUGUGGCAGAAAAUCUUGUAGGAGAAGACCAAGAUUCUGUGAACCUCACUGUACAUUUUGCUCCAACUAUCACAUUUCUCGAAUCUCCAACCUCAGACCACCACUGGUGCAUUCCAUUCACUGUGAAAGGCAACCCCAAACCAGCGCUUCAGUGGUUCUAUAACGGGGCCAUAUUGAAUGAGUCCAAAUACAUCUGUACUAAAAUCCAUGUUACCAAUCACACGGAGUACCAUGGCUGCCUCCAGCUGGAUAAUCCCACUCACAUGAACAAUGGGGACUACAAGUUAGUAGCCAAGAAUGAGUAUGGGAAGGAUGAGAAACAGAUUUCUGCUCACUUCAUGGGCUGGCCUGGAAUCGAUGAUGAACCUGGGGGAAGCUACUGGAAGAACAGCGCGGGCAUCUGCCAAGAUGGCCGCACUGACUCCUUGCGGAUAUCGAUGAGUAACAAUGACAAAAAUGCAGAAUAG